Molecule: messenger RNA, 2183 nt
Organism: Empidonax traillii (willow flycatcher)
Lineage: Eukaryota; Metazoa; Chordata; Aves; Passeriformes; Tyrannidae
Gene: TM4SF18
Product: transmembrane 4 L six family member 18
Exons: 6
Coding region: 129-734 (201 amino acids)
Cellular component (GO): membrane
Source: RefSeq, a predicted model, not a curated record
CACUUGUCCAGAGUAAACAUGACUUUUCGGUAACAGUCUCGGCAUCAACUCAUAGGUAAUGACAGUAACAGGAAAGCAGUGCCUGCAACACUUGCUUAGAAGAGCAAGAUUUCCAAAGUUCUUGAGAGAUGGCUUUAGAGACGUGUGGAAGCUGUUUGAGUUGCCUGCUGAUACCUCUUGCACUUUGGAGUAUUGUUGUGAACAUCCUCCUGUACUUCCCGAAUGGGAAAGCUCUGCAUGCAGCCAGUUACCAGCUCCCCAACUAUGUGUGGUAUUUUGAAGGGAUCUGUUUCUCAGGUGUGAUGAUCCUUCUUUUGACAGUAAUUCUGAUAACACUGGAGUGUAGCGUGUUCUAUCGGUGUUGCCAGAGUGAGAGCUGUAACAAAACCUACAGAAGUUUUAUUUCAAUUGUGCUAGCCCUGCUCGGAGUUGCUUUCUCGGGAUACAGUUGCAUCAUUUUUACCCUGGGUUUGAUUCAAGGCCCUUUCUGCAAUUCAUCAAGUGGAUGGGAUUAUAUUUUCAAAGACACUGCCGGGGGGUACCUCACAGAUUACCCUGCCUGGUCUCGAUGCACUGAACCUGCUAACAUAGUCGAGUGGAAUGUCAUUUUACUGUCAAUUCUCAUAGCUCUCAGUGGACUGCAGCUGAUCAUCUGUUUUCUCAAAGUGGCUGCUGAGUUGAAGCGGACACUCUGUGGGACCUAUUCUGUUUUUGUCCAGGGUGGGAUUCUCUGAAAUUGGGAAGGAAAUUGUCGCUGCUUCUCCCCCACCACCAGAAAAAGAGAGAGAUGGCCUGUCCAAUAUCCAUGGUGGUAGAUUUGAGUGCUACAAAGACAAAUGAAACCUUUCCCUUAAAUCUUUGUCUCUCAAGCCUCUCUGUUUUGGAUGAAGUUAUUUGAAAUGUUUGACAUCUACAUUUUAUUUCACCUGUCCUGUUGUCCCUGGCAAGGAUUCUUCAUUUUUUUAACCUCCAAGUUGUUGUGACAAUAGGGAUGUUUGAAUACCAUGGAACUGCUUUUGUAUUGAAAUCACCUUUCUUUUUUUUUUUAAUAAACUGCUGUAAACUGCUUUAAUACUCCCCUCUCAUUGCUUAGACUAUAUGGACGUUUGUGGUUCGGUAAGGACCUGGUUCAAAGCCCAGUAUAUCAGGCGGGGUUGUUAGUGCACUGCAUGAAGCCAUGAUUUCCUAAAUGACUGAGUUUUAGUUACAGACAGACCAUGAUGGCCAUGGAGGGCAGAGCUUACCCUGCUCCUUCCAUCUUGGACGCUCUUAACUGCAGAAACCAAUUACUGAAAAAAAUCUAUAAAGUCUUCCUGCAGUAAGAAAGUUACCCAGUUCUGAUUGGCAGAUUAAAUACACAGCUCUGAAGUCAGGUGUGCUAUUGGCACAUGUUAGUAGGUGCACAGGGUUUCUUUUCACUUUAUACUCAGAGGGAAAGUGUUUUUCUUUUCUUUUAGUCAAGUACAGUGUGACUUGAGGGAGCAUAUGAGAAAAACUUGUGAGGACGCAGUACUUACUUAUUAAUGCUCUUCUAAGUGACCUGAUGCCCUGACCUUGCUACAAUGGAAAGCUAAAAUUCUUGACAGAAAUCAUCAAAUGAAAAAGAAUAAUCUGUGUUAAAUUAGCAAUUAAAAGGUACUUUUACUUUCACAGAGAAUUACUGUUUCAUUCCCAGUGAAAAUUCAGGGAUUCACAAUGAAGUGGACAUCUGGCUCAUUUGCAGGUGCAGGGGCAAAAUUUGCCUGUAUUCAGCACUCUGAUUUUGAGAGGACGAACACCCAGAGGAAAGAGAAAUAUGGACUUCAGACUUGCAGUAAUGCACAUGUCCCUAUUACAUCAAAACUAGUGGGAUUCAGGUAUAUCAACAUCUAAUAUUAAACACUCUUAGAAAUGCAAACCAUCCAAAAGUGUCAGCUUUGGGUAAGUUAUUUAGGAAAAAAUAGAAUUUAAUUCAGUUUAAAGACAAUAUUGAGAUUUUGCCUUCAUAUUCCUUUAUCAGAUUGUUUUGAAAAGAUGGUUUCUUCCUGUAGGAUUUGAUUUUAUUUGCUUAGCUUCUAUAUUACGUUGCAAGAAGUAAUAAAAUAAUUAAUGAUGUUUAAGAAUGGGACUAGUCUUUUGGGAGAUAGUUUGAGGUGGCAUGGCUGGUCAGAGGUGCAUGAUAAAAAGACAUGAUUAUAAAAUGA